Exaiptasia diaphana is the source of this 2020-nucleotide messenger RNA. Its product is annotated as monocarboxylate transporter 12. The record is from RefSeq and is a predicted model, not a curated record. Bases 335 to 1813 code for a protein of 492 amino acids. Gene Ontology annotation, molecular function: transmembrane transporter activity. Gene Ontology annotation, biological process: transmembrane transport. NCBI's taxonomy places the organism in Eukaryota, Metazoa, Cnidaria, Anthozoa, Actiniaria, Aiptasiidae. The transcript is spliced from 6 exons.
UGUCUGAAAACUAAGCCUAUUACCGCUCUGGCCGCCUAAAUAAAUACUGGCAUAACUGACACUUAUGUCUUGAAUCGAUCUUGACUCGGCAGAGGCUUAUUCUUAUUCGCAAGACGCGGAGAUGUACAGGUUUUAUAAAGMCAGCAGCCCUGUUUUGUGUUAUGUUUAGCMAGCUGACUGGUCUUAUCCGAAGGUCAACUCGACAACGAAGGCAUUCUAGACGUAGGAACGACAUCCCGUUACUGAUAAACAAAGAAGAAUUAUUGCAGUAGAUACUGCAGAGGAGUUCUUUCUUUUAAUCCUCACAGAGCAUCUGACCUGAUCUCUACUCCAUAUGAACAACAGCAUACAAAUAACAACGAGUUCCUCUGAUAGUACGAAUAACCCAUCUUGGUUGUCAAACAUCACCAACAAUAGUCUUCCAAGACGUCGAGAUGGACCGUGGGCGUGGGUUGUGCUGGCAUACAUAUUUCUAUGCGGCAUUUUGUUUGGUGGCCUUUCGUUUGGAUAUGGAGUUAUUCUACCAGCAUUAAUGGUUUCUCUUAAUGAAAAUCGGGAAAGAACAGCACUUGUUGGGUCACUGUCAAUGGGUAUAGGUCUCAGUACAUCUCCCAUUGCAAGUAAACUUUCCGAACAUUACACGUGUCGCAUCGCAAAUGGUUUGGGUUUCGUAAUGACUGUUUCUGGUUUAACUCUAAGUUCCCUUUGCCGAUCAGUGUACCCUCUUUACUUCACUUAUAGUACGCUGAUAGGCAUAGGAAACUCGUUAGCCUUCACUUCAGGGUUUAUCGCUAUCAGACAGUAUUUUAACAAGCGAUAUUCCUUGGCUAUGGGGAUAGCUUCCGCUGGCGGUGGACUUGGRACUCUAAUUGUUGGACCUGCCAUGYACGUAUURAUGGACAGUUUCGGAUGGAAAAAUACCCUGCGAAUUAUUGCUGGGGUAUUUGUUUUGCUUUUAAUGUUYGUCAUCGUUGUGGAUCCUAAUGUUGAGRCAGAAAAUAACWACGAMGAAAACGUAAAGACCAUGGRACAGCCUUCUAAMYCAAGCGAAGUGAUAAGUUCCAGUACAGAAAAUGGUGGUGGAAGAAUACRGAGUAAAGUAGUGCUGGGAUUUCUUGACAUAUCAGUGUGGAGAUUUCCUGAAUACACGAUAUGUGUUAUUUCGAUAUUCGUUACCAGUUUUGGACAAUCCUCAGCUUUAAUUCACAUGGUGAAAUUCUCUGAAGAGUUGUCCGUAAGCAACGGCUCUACGCUGUUUGUGUUCUUUGGUUCUGCGACAGUCGUAUCAAGACUAAUAUGUGGAAGACUUUGUGAUGUCAGUUUUAUCAAACCAAGAUACGUCCAUCAARYAGGAGCCAUAUUGUCAGGAGUAUCGACGAUCUUGUUAAGUUUCUCUAAGACCUACACCCAUCUUAUUAUCUUUGCUGUAUUCUAUGGCAUCGCUGAUGGUGCGUUUCGUGUCACGACAAAUAUCUUAUUUAUGAAUACUGUGGACGUACCUCGUAGACCGUCAGCGUUUGGACAGGCUAACAUGGUAACGUCUGUGUCAUUGUCUGCUGGUCCAGCUAUUGCAGGUCUAAUGGCUGACAAGAUGGGGUCUUAUACAGGUGCCUUCAUUAUGGCAGGGUCCAUUACCAUAUUAGGAGGUUCUAUUCUAUUCGCACAUCUUUGUUUCUUGAGAAAAAACGACGACACUCCAGAAAUUGAUGUUUCUGACUUUGAUGUGACAAAUCAGGACGGCUCUGGAGUAGAAAAUGUUAUGGAUCACACAUCAUCGUGCUCUGGUCCAGGAGUCCAUAUCGAUGAGUCGUAGACUCAGUCCCUCUUUCUUUACACAAAGGGUCUGAUAAUCGKGCUAUCGGAGAAGUUUUGCAAAUGCCGCUCCUUAGCGAUUUGGGCUUCCUGUGGCUGGGCAUCCAAACAUUUUAAUAGYGRUUUUGGUUUCUAAAGAAAUUGUUUCUACAGAUUACUAUAAUAAGCAAUCGAAAUAUAAACGGAAAGUAUGAAUAAAGCAAGUUUU